Apis dorsata (giant honeybee) is the source of this 1222-nucleotide messenger RNA. RefSeq names its product general odorant-binding protein 83a-like (gene Obp9). Gene Ontology annotation, molecular function: odorant binding. NCBI's taxonomy places the organism in Eukaryota, Metazoa, Arthropoda, Insecta, Hymenoptera, Apidae. Gene Ontology annotation, biological process: sensory perception of smell. The transcript is spliced from 6 exons. The coding region runs from base 678 to 1076 and encodes 132 amino acids. The record is from RefSeq and is a predicted model, not a curated record.
CAACGAACGAAACGCACAAAGGAAAAGAAUAUUUUUUAACUGUCUGAAAUAUUUCAGUUGAUCGAAGACGUAUCUCAACGUUAUCCUGGCUUCCAGGGGAAAAAGUUCGCAAGCUUUUUGUUCGUUCUACGGAAGACAAAUUGACUUACUCCGCGACAGACAGAAUAGUAAAAUAUUCAUGGGAUUCAACGUUUCUUUGAAAAAACUCGCGAGUCGUUCAAUCCUUCUUUUUGCAUUUCUACAAAAGAGAAAAAGAGAGAAGAAGAAACAGAAAGAAAUCCUUCCACUUUUUUUUCAACACCUAAAAUUUUCUCAAUGCGAUACGCGUCAUUUCCGACAUAUGUAGAUACAUUUCGAUUUAUUCCGUGAUUUCCUUGAAUCUUGAUAACGUAUGAUUAAUACAUAUCGUUCGAAGGCUUUUGUUGUACACGAUAUCUCGAUUUUCUAUAUCUGACAGAUUAUCUUAAGGAUGGAUGUACAACGAAAUGUUUUGAACUGGAUUUCUUGAUUAAUCGCCAAACGCAACCACGAGCCACGUUGAUCUAUACAAACUUUGACAUUUAUGCGAAUGGUCGGAUAACAAUUGGUUAUUGAGUCGAUAAGGUCUCAGUUGGAAUCUUGACUUCGAGGCAGUUUCUAUAUUGUUUUUUUCGUGAAUCGAGAAAAUCAGUGGAAACAUGUUCAAAAAUUACCAUUUCUUUUUCAUACUGGUUAUAACCUUAAUUUUCUUGUAUUUCGGCGAGGCUGACAUUAAGAAGGAUUGUCGCAAAGAGUCGAAAGUUUCAUGGGUGGCGUUGAAAAAGAUGAAAGCUGGAGAUAUGGAGCAGGACGACCAAAACUUGAAAUGCUACUUGAAGUGUUUCAUGACGAAACAUGGUAUUCUGGACAAGAACGCAGAAGUGGAUGUGCAAAAAGCACUUCGGCACCUUCCACGAAGCAUGCAAGACUCGACGAAAAAAUUGUUCAACAAGUGUAAAUCUAUCCAAAACGAAGAUCCUUGCGAGAAAGCCUACCAAUUGGUUAAAUGUUACGUGGAAUUUCAUCCCGAGGUUUUGCAGACCGUCCCUUUCCUUUAAAACUCCUCACUGAGAGAGUGAUAGCCGCAGGGGAAACGCUCGAGUAUAUUCAAGAAAAGGAGACGAAUUCCGUUUUCGCGUAAUUAUAUAUGCGAUAAGAAAUAAAAAAAAAAAAAAAAAAAAAAAAAAAAAAAAAAAAUAAAAAA